AUGGCGCCCACCUCGGGCCACUCCUCGAACCACUCGACGUCGUCCAACGGAAGCAAGCAGGCUGUUGCAGCCGCCAGGCACGAACGAACGCCCGGGACGCCGAGAAAGGAUAGCAGUAGUGGACGCGAGAGGGCGCUGCAGGAUCCGGGCCUCAAAGACUACCGUUUGGGAGAACCGCUGGGCAAGGGCGCCUUUGGAGCCGUCUACAAGGCAAUUCACUGGGGAACUGGUGAAGCCGUCGCUGUCAAGCAAAUCAAACUAGUGAACUUGCCCAAGAGCGAGCUGCGGAUGAUAGAGGCUGAGAUCGACUUGUUAAAGAACCUCCACCAUGACAACAUCGUCAAAUAUAUCGGCUUUGUCAAAUCCACUGACUGCUUGAAUAUUAUCCUCGAAUACUGCGAAAAUGGAUCUUUACAUUCGAUCUGCAAGUUGUACGGAAAAUUCCCUGAGAACCUUGUGGGAAUAUAUAUGACUCAGGUCUUACAAGGCCUGCAAUACUUGCACGACCAAGGUGUUAUACAUCGGGAUAUCAAAGGCGCCAAUAUCCUCACGACCAAGGAUGGCAAAGUCAAGUUGGCAGAUUUUGGUGUGUCGACGAGCACUCUCUCAGGGCCCGACAAGGAACAUCAAGUAGUCGGAACUCCGUAUUGGAUGGCCCCAGAAAUCAUUGAAUUGUCCGGUGCCACACCGGCCUCGGAUAUCUGGAGUCUGGGUUGUACCGUCAUCGAGCUACUUCAAGGCAAGCCGCCAUAUCACCACUUACAGGCAAUGCCCGCUCUGUUUGCUAUAGUCAACGAUGACCAUCCUCCGCUGCCGGAAGGCGUUUCUUCGGCUGCUCGUGACUUUUUGAUCCAGUGUUUCCAAAAAGAUCCAAAUCUUCGAGUAAGUGCAAAGAAGUUACUCAAACACAAUUGGAUUGUGGGUUGCCGCCGGAGUGACGCUCCUGUGGCCAAGGCACCUGGAAACUUCAGCCAGGCUGUUGAGGAGGUCAAACAAUGGAACAAGGCACUGGACUCGGACUCACAUUCCCAUUUGCGUGCUUCAACGGGAUCGAAUCCCACCGAAGCUUUGCACCCUCGCUUAGGGCCUCGCUUUGCUGUACCAGAGCAGACAACGCGGCUCUCUACGCCUGCCAAAGGAAUUCUGUCGUUGGCAAAACCGAGACCAAUAGCGGAGGAAUAUCUUGCUCCUGAGCUUGACGAUGAUGAUAACUGGGAUAACGAUUUCGUCACAGCCAUUUCUCCUACUGCAUUGCAACUUCCUCACAUUAAGCCUCAGGAUCAUUUUGGGGGCUUACUCUCGACGGACAGAAUCAAGCAAUUCGCCACCAGCACUUCUUCGCGGGAAACCUCGGGCAAUUGGGACGAUUCAAAUGUUGGCGAGAUGAUGACCAUGAGAAAGAAUAGCGUUCAGGAAGAGGACCCACAGGAGAAGACAAUUCGACCACAUUGGAAAAUGCCCCCAAAGCCGCGAAAGUAUUCCGAACCUGAGCCACAACCAAGGAGGAAAUCAUCGUCCACGCCCAGGAGGCGGCCUGCUACAAGCCAUCAGAGACCAAAAUCACAGGGCAAAGGACUGGAGGCCAAGUUCGAAUUGCCAUCGAGGCCGAAUGCUCUUGCGUUUAGGGAACACUCCAUUGAAGAUUAUUCCGACGUCUUUGGCAACGACGAACACGACCAAUUCGUCUUUAAUCAGAGGGUUGGUCAGAUGAAGAAGCCUGAAUCCCCUCAGCUAUUCCAUCCUUCUGACCUCAAGAGCCUGCCACGGUCAACUUAUACACCCCCUGGCGGAAGUCUUCGAAGACAGGCUGCCUCCCGGCCGUCGGUGCUUCCGGAUCGACAGUUGCAAGGAACAAGUUCCAACAUUGAAAUCCAGCGAUUUGCUGAAGAUGAGGACGAUGAAGACUUUUCAGACAUGUUCGGGCCUACUGAUAAAAUUGUCGAAAAGCCCGAGAGUGACCGCGCCUCCGAAGCGGGCGGCUUGAUGGUUCUUUCCAAGCUGUCUAAUAACUCAUGGCUGGGGGAUGAGGAAGAUGAAGACGACCCCUUUGCAUCUAUGGAUCCCGGUUGGGACGAGAUGGAUUUUGAAGCAAACGUUGCCCGUGAUCGGCAUGCAAGACUUACCGAAAAGACCGAAGAGUUGGUCCGCUCCAUCAAGACUAUUGAUGGAGAGGAUAGAUUGUCGGAGUUGUCGGAAGAUUUGUUGACGCUGUUAUGGGAAAAUGCCGAGGUCAAAGACCUGAUUAUCAGCGCCCAUGGUCUUCUUCCAAUUCUCGAAUUGCUGGAACCGUGUACGAUCAAGAGUCAGCAGCAUAUGAUCCUGCAACUCUUGAAGGUGGUCAACACGAUUAUCUUGGAUGAUGUCGAGCUUCAAGAGAACCUCUGUUUCGUCGGCGGAAUCCCUAUCAUAACCAAAUUUGCGGCAAGGCAAUACUCGAACGAAAUUCGGCUGGAGGCGGCUGCCUUUGUUCGCCAGAUGUACACGACAUCCACACUGACAUUGCAAAUGUUUGUCAGUGCUGGUGGUCUCAAUGUUUUGGUCGAAUUCCUCGACGAAGACUAUGAUGGCGCCCGUGACCUUGUCCUUAUUGGCGUCAAUGGUAUCUGGAAUGUAUUUGAACUUCAGGGACCUACGCCUAAGAAUGAUUUUUGUCGGAUUUUUGCCAGGAACAAGAUUCUCGACCCAUUGGCACUGGUACUACACAGGGUCUUGGACGAAGACGAUGGAGAUGAGCUAAAGGAGCUCGUUGAGGGCCGGAUAGUGAAUAUCUUUUACCUGUUCUCGCAGGCUGAGAAUUACGUAAAGGAGAUGGUUGCAAACCGGCAGGUGCUCAAGAGCGUUCUGAGAGAUCUUCGAAGGAUGACUCCGGCGCAUCAAAUCACCAUGCUCAAAUUCAUCAAGAACUUGUCAAUGUUGUCAACUACCCUUGACGCUCUCCACUCGGCCGACGCCAUUGAUGCACUCAUUGACAUCCUCGGCUUGAGCAUGAAGAAGGGCCACCCACACUUUCGCGAAAUCUGCAACCAAGUUCUCAACACCAUGUUCAACCUCUGUCGUCUGAACAAGGACCGCCAAGAAGAUGCCGCCGUCAACGGUAUCAUCCCAUUGCUCAUGAAGAUUAUGAAAACCGAGCGACCACCCAAGGAAUUUGCGCUACCGAUCCUCUGCGACAUGGCGCAUUCCGGCAGCAAGGGCAGGCGCUUUCUUUGGCAGAACAAGGGUCUGGACCUAUAUGUGUCUCUUCUUGCAGACCAGUAUUGGCAGGCCACCGCCCUUGAUGCCAUUUUUGUGUGGCUUCAAGAUGAGACUGCUCGGGUUGAAGACCAUCUUAUCAACGGCAACUUUACCGACGCCAUUGUAGCUUGCUUCAAUACCCAUAAAGUCAAUGCCUUUGAUCCCAACCUUGUCGAGCCGCUUCUCAAAUUGCUUCGUCUCAGUCCCUCCUUAUCAUCGUCACUGGCGAGGCCUGAGAUGUUCUCGGGGAUAGGACAAAAGCUAAACCACAAGAAGGCUGUGGUUCGACUAAACCUUCUCCGUCUUGUACGGAACAUAUUAGAUGCCCGCGAUACGGGAUAUCUCGAUGGCCUACGGGACAGACACCUCCGAUCACUGCUGGAUGCAAUUCAAAUUCUUGCAGACAAGGACUCUGCGGUGCUAGUCCGGAACCUGGCUUCCGAAUUAGUCAAGUCGCACAUCAACGGUGAGCCAGAUAGUGGCUUGCAACCACCACUUUCAAUGCUGGCGCCGUCUUCGUCGUCUGGGCACAGCCGCCCUCGUUCGAGCGGCAGACGGAUAUAUACACCCCCGUCUCAUCAUAGUUCCCAGUCAACACCUAUGACGCCAACAUCAUCCCAUCGGUCGUCACAGGCUGCUUAUAUCGAGGUCGCCGCAUCUCCUAGGCGUAGGACAGCAGUCCCACAAGAUCUCGAAACUACUGGAUAUAGACCACGCAGCCGUGAUGGAGGUGGCUUCCCCAUAUCGGCUUUGCCACGUCGUGUCAGCACAGAUCAAGGCGUCACCGCCGUUAAUGCUGCGGGGGCAGUGACUAAGAGCAGGCUUCCAAGAAACUCCAUAAUCCAUGCCUAUCAGAAUGGGAGCGAAUCAUCUUCUGCAAGGAGCAGAAGUGACAUGGUGGCCAAGGGCAUACUCGUGAGGGCUCUGGGGAUGGGAAAACCAGACGAAGGCCAAGUGAAGCAAACGUAA
This is a messenger RNA of Pestalotiopsis fici W106-1, 4203 nucleotides long. RefSeq lists its product as uncharacterized. Gene Ontology annotation, biological process: protein phosphorylation. Gene Ontology annotation, cellular component: cytoplasm. NCBI's taxonomy places the organism in Eukaryota, Fungi, Ascomycota, Sordariomycetes, Amphisphaeriales, Sporocadaceae. The transcript has 13 exons. The coding region runs from base 1 to 4203 and encodes 1400 amino acids. The record is from RefSeq and is a predicted model, not a curated record. Gene Ontology annotation, molecular function: protein serine/threonine kinase activity; ATP binding.